Molecule: messenger RNA, 1582 nt
Organism: Daktulosphaira vitifoliae (grape phylloxera)
Lineage: Eukaryota; Metazoa; Arthropoda; Insecta; Hemiptera; Phylloxeridae
Product: 4-hydroxybenzoate polyprenyltransferase, mitochondrial-like
Exons: 7
Coding region: 364-1497 (377 amino acids)
Biological process (GO): ubiquinone biosynthetic process
Cellular component (GO): mitochondrial inner membrane
Source: RefSeq, a predicted model, not a curated record
UAAAAAACCUAAGGAUCAGUUGUUAUUAAAAAAAAUUGUAAUUUCCUAUAAGAUAUCAUAGAGGACACCGCAAGAUGGAUUUACUUAUGAAUCCACCUUGGAAUACUUAUUAAAUAAUUUUCAAGUUUAUCUUACAUUUGUCAGUUAUGUAAUUUAUCAGUAUCAUUAUCAAUUAUAACCAAUUAACGUUUUACCGGAAUGAAUUUUUCUAAGUCAAUAAUUUUUUAUUAUACAUAUUUGAUUAUUGGAAGUCAUCCUUGAUAAUUAUAAUUUGACUAACUAUUCCUGAUUAUCUAUUACUCGUUUUUAGUUAUAUAGUUGUGCAAAAAGUUAUGGAUUUUAAUUUUUAAUAUUUUUGGAGUCAUGUUACAUAUAUAUUCCAAGCGUGUUGGUGGUAAACUUCAAUUGUCAGGUUGUUGUGCAUUUUUUAAAACUUUGUCUACCAAAAAAAAGAAAAUAUAUGGGUAUCCAACCCAACUGUUUCACCUGGAUAAUAUAUUGCUAAUGCGAUGUUGUUCAGUAAACAAUAAGCUAUUUAUUCAUCAACAAGGGAAACCCAUUGAACAGCCAAAGAGUCAUUUGAUGAGUACUAUUUAUCCUUAUUUAGAAUUGAUGCGGUUUUCUAAGCCAACUGGUUGGCUUCUUUUAUAUUGGCCUUGUACAUGGAGUAUUGCACUAGCUUCAGGAGCUGGCGAACUUCCAAAUUUUGAAAUGCUGGGACUUUUUGGACUAGGAGCAAUCAUGAUGCGAGGAGCUGGUUGUACAAUCAAUGAUAUGUUGGAUAAAGAUAUUGAUAAAAAAGUAGAAAGAACAAAAAAUCGACCCCUUGUGAUAAAAUCUUUAAGCAUGUUUGAUGCUUGGGUUUUUCUUGCAGGCCAAUUAGGAAUAAGUCUUGUUAUAUUAUUACAACUCAAUUUAUUUACCAUAAUGUUUGGUGCCAGUUCUUUAAUGUUAGUGACUAUUUAUCCUCUCAUGAAGCGUAUAACUUACUGGCCUCAAUUUGUGUUAGGCCUUACUUUCAAUUGGGGUGCUCUUCUUGGUUGGGCUGCUAUACAUUCUUCUAUCGAUUUAACAGCUUGUUUGCCACUUUAUACAGCUGGUAUCGCGUGGACUCUUUUUUAUGAUACUAUUUAUGGAUUUCAAGAUCAAAAAGAUGAUAAAAUUCAUAAUAUUAAAUCAACAGCUGUUCUUUUUGGAAAUAAAAGUAAAGUAUGGUUAAGUUCAUUUGCUGGCGUAUCUCUCAGUAAUUUCAUAUCAUGUGGUCUUCUCACAGGCCAAACAUGGCCUUAUUAUCUGGCAAUACUGGCAUCUGGUGGCCAUAUGUGGAAUCAGAUUUAUUCAUUGGAUAUCAAAAAUUCAGCUGAUUGUGCUAAAAAAUUUAAAUCAAAUAACCAUAUUGGUUGGAUUUUGUUCCUGGGAAUUGCAUUUAGUACAUUAUUAAAGAAGUCUAACAAGGAAAAUGAAAAUGAAAGCACAAGUCUCCUCUUCGACAAAUAGUCAUAAAAUAACUGUUACCAAAUGUUAACUUUUUUUUUAAUGUUUAAUUUGGGUUCCUAAAUGUUUUAUGGAAAUAAAUUACUAG